Messenger RNA from Amoebophrya sp. A120, 4500 nucleotides. NCBI's taxonomy places the organism in Eukaryota, Dinophyceae, Syndiniales, Amoebophryaceae. The record is from the annotation of a GenBank genome assembly.
AGAACACGAGCGGCCGUGAGUUUAGCAGGUAAACGUAGUGCAGCCACAGCUAGAGAAACAGUACGUGUCUCUAUUCUCGUAAUUAUGGUGUCCUGAUCUUCAUCAGCACUGCAAGCUCAGUAGACAUCUUCUAAAAGAAACUUCUAAAAACAACUCCCUGAGAAUGAAUCUUGGUGCUCUGUUUGCGCAGGCGCAGCGGCCGCGAAUAACCGAGGCUGAUUUGCUACGGGCGGGAGAUGAUUUCGGGAAACUAAAACAGCUCGGAAAUGAGUGCUUCAAGGUUGGAGACUACGCACUGGCCGCAAGAGCUUACCACAAGGCCUCCAAGCAUUCAAAAAGUACGCCGUUUCUAUUCGUUGUCGUUGAGUUCGAGAUUUUUCAUUUUUUUUUCACUUCAUCUUUCUUGUUGCUCUUGCUUUCGCAUAUUCAUAUAAAGAUUCGCGUACCACUACAAGCCACUGAAAACAAAAGAAAACUGCUAUUAAUUUACAACCUGUCCACCUUCCUUACUCCAGACGAUACCGACAGUGGCACCUUGGCUUCGAACCAUUCGUUAUGGGGCGUGAUUACGAGUACAAGUUAGUAGCUUUCCCGGCGGGUGUGAAUUGUACUUGCAUGAUAACUCUCAUCAUGAAGAAAACCUGCUUAUCUUGCAGCCUUUUUAUCUACAUAAUUGCUAUUUUUUUUCGUUUUAUUCGCAGCUGCAUCGACCACACUGACUACAAAGCAAAACUAAAAAUCGCCUCGUCCGGAAAGUCACUCCACUUUUCGUUUCUUCCGAGAAGUCCAUACUUCUUUACCCUCCUGAAACUCGGUGAGCUCGAGGAGGCCCUGACGCAGGCGGAGGUCGCCAUAAAGUUUCGGCCGGAGUGGGACAAGGGUUAUUACCGGAAGAUCAGCGCCCUGAUCGCCUUGGAACGACCCGAAGAGUAUCCAGUGCAAAAGCAUCGUACUCGUAUUGCAAUCAUGCACCAUUACAAAUUUCUUUCUUGAGGCCAGUCAGCAUUACAAUUUUUUUUUCUCAUGCUGAGGAAAUUUGUAAUGCAUUUAUACGAUUCGUGCGAUUGCGAUACUUUAUUUGCAGUUCAUAAAGAGGCAGAAAAGGUGCUAGACGACAAUGCGAACAUCUUCCCUUCCUCCCUCCGCGAGUCCCGCGAGGACCUCGUCGCCCUCGAGGAGCAGAUCAAGGUCGCAAAGCUCCCCUGGCAGGAACUGGAGCCAAAUGUGCAGCUCAAGGUCAUCAGCGGCGAGCGGUCCGCGAAGGAAUCCUACCUGGAAGACCUCGACGUUGUGUGGGUAUCUAUUUUUGAAAGAUGGAAGCUUGUUUUGAAUAUUAACGACAGACGCACGACCCAAGGAAAAACGUCAAGCGCUGCAGCGCUUUUGCAUGAUCAUCUUGUAGUUCUCCAAGAAGAAGUAGAACUAGAAGACAACUCUGUCAUACGAUUGCGAUAUUAAUGGUCGACGUAGUAGAAGUUUUCUACGAACUACAACAAACAUUACCAUUCCCGUCAAAGAAAGAAAUAAACCACAUCGCAAGUAGGUCCACUACCGGGUGAUAAAUGGAAAGACGAAAGAGUUGCUGAACUCCACACGUACGGAGUUCAUUGGCGGGGAGAAUCCCAACGCCGCCCCGCGCAACAUCACGCUUGCCGAGUACGAGUGUCCGGAUAUCCUGGACGCCGUGCUUCGCCGGUUCGAGGACGGCGGCGAGGGGAUCGUGCGCACCACCGGGCCGUGCUCCUACUACCCUGAGGAAGGAGGUGGAGAGCAGCUGCAGCACCUGGAAUUCCAGUUUCAGGUCUACAAGCAUGAAAAGGCGGUCACUCAGGCGACAGGUAUAGUAAUUUCUUGAACAGCUCCUAGCGCAAGUAGGAGUAGCGGAUCAGAAUCAUUGUCAAUGGCCGUGAAGAUGACGUUGAAGUCUUUUUUGCUACGUGCCCUCGCCUUCUGCUUCUGCUUGUGAUCUUCUUAUUUUUCAACAAAUCUAUAAAAUAAGACCAAGAUUUGGAUUUCCCAUUUCGUCGCAUAAUUUCGAUCUCCCAGCAUGUGCAUGAACUGAGCAAUUCUUGACAGGCACGAAGGAUGUCGCUGCGGAUUCGAGCGCCGGCAGUGGCUUCUUGAAUGGAGCUGUCAGCUCAAAAGAGAAGCUGGAUACGUUCGUUAUGAUCUGCAGCUCAGAAGAUGUUGUUGCAUUCAUCGUCUCAUCAAUCAGAGUUCUUCAUUUGGAUUGCAUAUAUAGACACACAAGUAUCUAUACAGUUAGAUGAAAUAGCAAUGGCUAUAUGGUGAACAAGUGGUUUUGAGGUCAAGCAUAGGAGUAGAACUCGCGAAGAGAAAUUGCAAUCAAACGACGUCUGAGCAUUCCAUAUUCCACCGCUCCAAGGCCGCAGCGGACCAGCAAGAGGCAGAGGCGCUCGAGGUCGCUUGGAGCGUGAAGAAAGGUGGUAUGCUCGCAGCGCGCCGGUUCCGUCGCGCACUAGAGUUCUGCAAGCAGCUGUCGUCAUCAAACAGCUCUCCUUCCAAAAGUGGCGGUGCUGGCGGUGGCAGCUCUUCGUCCAGCAAAGAAACAUCCAGUACCGGAGUCUCGGCGCAGAGCGACGGCGAUCAACAACCCGUCGGUACAACCGGCACCACUUCUACGGAAAUAAGCAGCAAGCAUCUGCGCGAGCUGGAGGUGAAAGCGAAACUGGGACUCGCGCGUUCGCUCGUCAUCGCGCAACAUGUGUUUGCGGUCGAGAAGGCCGACCGGGGGGACUUUGGCAAGGAUCUGGUGAAGUUCCUGGCCUCGAAGGGGCACAAAUCCGCCGUGGAACAGAGCGUGAGUACAGACGAUAUCAAAUGCAAAAAUGUCUGGGUCUGGAAGCUUGUGAUGCUAAAAUGUGCAUGAUGAAAACACUUCCGAAUGCAGUCCGGCAUGACAACUUCCCAAAACGCUUUCUCGUAGGCAAUCCGCAUGAGAAAGUGCGUUUUUGCAUGACAAACGAGGCUACGACUUUUGUUGGUUAUGCAAUACAGAUUUUCUAGGUAUGGAAAGCUAGCAUUACAAGUUCCAACCUUCCAGACCCAGACAUUUUUACAAUCCAUAGACGAGGUGGAAGAAGCAUUGAACCUUGCGGACGACGUCCUGGCGACCGCUCCGGGUGGCCCCACCUGCGAGCACUACCUGGUCAAAGCAGAAGCGCUCAGUAUAUGAAUCACUUUAGUAGGAUCAACUUCUGUUUUACCAGCAGUUUUACAUUUAUACUUCACUCGUGUUUAUUUUAAUCGGCUUCGGCUCCUCGUCAUGUUGAUCGCAGAUGUGCAUGUGUUAGCGCUGGACCGCCCGGUGCUAAAAUGAAUUCAAAGCAAUUUCAAAGUGAAUUCAAAAUGCCAGCGUUUUUGAUUUCUGGUUGGUUGUGCCUCGUCUAUCAAUUAUACAAGACUGAGACUCGUGUCUCUAGUCGGUGUUCCACGACAAAAAUAACUAACUACAGACGCACUCGACCGGCUGGAGGAUUCCCUGGCGGCGAUCGAGUAUGCAUUCCAAAAAUGCCUGGGUCUGGAAACUUGUGAUGCAAGAAAGGGAAUAGUGAGCAAACUGUUAUGCGCUGCCAAGCAUGACAAGUUUUUCCGUGGUUCUGAGUUGCGUACUCCGCAAGAGAAACUGCGUUUUUGCAUGACAAGCAAGAGGAACUCAUCGCGGUGACGCAACACAGAGUUCAGAGUCAUGCCAGAAUAGCAUGACAAAUCUCGCAACUUCCCAGACUCAGACAUUUUUGCACUCGAUAUCGAGGAAGGCUUUAAGCUCGACCCGAAAAACGAACCAUUGCGCAGCGAGCGCGCCCGGGUGAACCUCAAGUUGAAAAAAACGGGGGCCGCCAACUCGGCCGAGCAAGUGAAGGCGUGGAAGGAGCGGGUGGACACCGAGAUCGCGAAAACGGACGACUCCGAGCGGAACCUGAAGUGGAUUCGGCAGAUGAUGCUGGACUUGGGCGACAUGUGCGACAAGAGCGCGGUACAGUGGGACCAGCUGAUGACAAUCAAGAUCGGCAAACCCAUCGGGCAAAUACAAAAGGCCUCGUGGGCCCAGGCGUCGGAGGUGGAGGGCGAGGAUUCCCUGAACCAGCUCGCGACCAAACUUAUCAAAAAAUUCCGCAACAUGGCCGAAAACAACCGUCCGCUUUGGAGCUAGAGGAUGAAACGGAAACCAGAAAGGACCACUUUCUUCAACACAGACCCUUCACAUGAUGCUGACUACCCGAACGCCAACGUCGCACACGCACUUACCAUAUUAACGCAUGAAGAUGAACAAGCAGCAACAUCACAAUGCAACCGCAUCGAGCAGCACAAAAACAAAAUUACGACCCGCUAAUUGAUCGUGCAGUUUUACUUUUACUCCUUACGCCCGGCGACGCAAUUCAUUGAUUCAGAAACCGCUCAGUCGAUUUUUCGCUUGAAGAUUUGACACGACAACGUACGCGUACCAAGUAACCUUGCUGAAGUGCUACUUCAGUUUAU